Aspergillus costaricaensis CBS 115574 is the source of this 996-nucleotide messenger RNA. RefSeq lists its product as uncharacterized. The record is from RefSeq and is a predicted model, not a curated record. Lineage: Eukaryota; Fungi; Ascomycota; Eurotiomycetes; Eurotiales; Aspergillaceae. The coding region runs from base 1 to 996 and encodes 331 amino acids. The transcript is spliced from 4 exons.
AUGUCACCGCCCACAUCAGAAGCGUCUUGGCCGGCAGGCAUUCCGGAGAUCCGCCAGCAUCCAACGGACUUAUACCAGGAAGAGCUCAGGGAAGAGGCCAAGGGAUGGUUGCUAUUUGUACGGGAAAAGUUUCAGCCCGCAUCGACUCCUGAAGAUGGGCUACGUCAACGGCGAGCGCUAAUAGAGCAAUGGGCCACCGCCAGUCAAGAGUUCCGCGAGACCUACCAUAGUCGUUCCGCAGGAUACAGCUCGGCUUUCGACUACCCCGCCUCGAUUCUUUCGCAGAUCGCCCCACGACCCAACAAACGCUUCUUGUGCCUGCCACCCGUGGACCGGCAGACCCAUUCGCGUAACUAUAUCCACCUCGUGAAGUUCCUGAUUUUGUUGUAUAUCCACCAAGACGAAUGGAAUGGGGUACACCCCUUCGAAGAGCAUGGAGCAGGCACCGCUCCUAACUACCACCUUCCGGACCUCCUUGGCUGCGGGCCCACCACCUUCGACGAGAUUCUCCCCUCGCUGUAUCUCACCCCAGCGGAUUUCCACGCCCUCUCCAUGACCCGCCAGGGCACGGUGGUGUUUGCCAACGGGCCGAACCUCACGUGGUUCGUGAUCGAUGCGCCGGGACUUGCCACAGGGCGACUGGCCUUGGUGGACUUUAACUCAAAUGGCCACGUCCGCGUCUUGACCCUUCGUCGACCCUGGAAUAUGGGCCAAACAAUGGCCUUCGAGCAAAUUCUGGGUAGAUAUCUUGGCGAGAUUGUUGAGUCAUGCAUUGGAGGCCCGCCGCAGUAUAACGAAGUCUUGGAUAUGGAUCUUCCUAUUCUUGACAUCUUGGAGUCAACCCGGUUGAAUAACAAGUUCCUCUUCUCGGGCUACGGAUCUCGGGACCUCUGGAUCCGCCUUAUCAACGAGAGUGCGCCGGGAUAUCUGGAUCUGGAGGCCGAAGGACGGGAGGUGGAAUUCGAGCUAGAUAAAUUGCUGGUUGUUGAUCUUUGA